UUUUUGUUUUGGCUUUUACUUUUUUUUUUUCUUUUUUUUUUUCGCUGAUGCGUUUUCGUCGCUGUGCUCGUGUCGUUUGCUCACCCCAUGUCAUUUUUCGUUUGACCAUUGCCUUGUUUUUUGACAGUUCGUUCCCUUCCCUUCGUCCGUCCGUCCGUCCGUCCGUUCGCUCGCUCGUUCGCUGUGUAUCUGUUGAUUGUUUUUCAUCUUUUUCUCCUCUUUCUCUCCAAUGUCGUUCUUUAAGAAGAAGGGGAAGGAUAUUGCCAAGGGCCUCGAGAGCGAGAACGCGCCGACUGCAUCGGGAGGCUCGGAGGACAGCGAAGACUCGGGCUCGGCUGCGCACGCACCGCUGCCGCCUGCAGGCGCGCCCGCUGCUGGAACGCUGGGCAAAAAGUCGCUCGCCGAUUUCGAGCUCCUCGAGACGCUCGGCACGGGCACGUUCGGCCGCGUCUACCUCUCCCGAGACAAGGGCAACAAGAACUUUUACGCCAUGAAGGUCUUGAAAAAGGUCGAGGUCGUCCGUCUCAAGCAAGUCGAGCACAUUCAGUCCGAGAAGGACAUUCUCUGCGCCAUCAACCAUCCCUUCAUUGUGAAUCUAUACUGCACGUUCCAGGACGACCGCAACUUGUACAUGCUGCUCGAGUACAUUUGCGGUGGCGAGCUCUUCUCGCACCUGCGACGAGCCGUCAAGUUUACAAACGACAUGACGCGCUUCUACAGCGCCGAAAUAGUACUCGCCAUCGAGUAUCUCCAUAGCCUCGACAUCAUCUAUCGCGAUCUCAAGCCCGAGAAUUUGCUGCUCAACACGCAGGGGCACAUUAAGAUUACCGAUUUUGGUUUUGCAAAGAAAGUGGAAGACAGAACCUGGACACUGUGCGGCACCCCCGAGUACCUGGCUCCCGAAAUCAUUCAAAGCAAGGGCCACGGCAAGGCCGUCGAUUGGUGGGCGCUGGGCAUUCUAAUUUUCGAAAUGCUGGCUGGCUACCCACCUUUCUUUGAUGACAAUCCAUUCGGCAUCUACGAGAAGAUCCUGGCCGGCAAAGUGGCCUUCCCUCCACAUUUCGAGCCUCCGGCGAAGGAUCUGGUCAAGAAGUUGCUCACAGCCGAUCGCACCAAGCGACUUGGUAACCUUAAGGCGGGGGCUGAUGAUGUCAAGAAGGCCAAAUGGUUUAAAGGCAUUGAUUGGCUCGCAUUAUACAACCGACAAGUACCGGCACCAAUCAUCCCUGAAAUGGCGCAUGAUGGUGACACGCGAAACUUUGAGAAAUACCCAGAGGCCAUUGACGAGUUUAGCACUCCAUCCGUGGAUCCGUUCAAGGCGCUAUUCAAGGACUUUUAAGGAGGGCCUUGCCUUUCAACAAACCUGCCGAGUGCUGCCAGAUGCGACGAGCGCCACACUAUUCCACUCAACGUCUUUUUUUUUUCUCUCUCUCUCUCUCUCUCUUAUUACUGUCGCUCGCCUCGUUGUUGAACCGCCUUUUUUUUCUUUUCUGUUAUCCGGCGCCUUUCUUUCCGGUUUGCCAAUCCCACGACCCCCGUUUCUUUUCUGUGCUGUUGAGUUUUCCCCCCUGAGAAGGGUUGUUGUUUUUUUAAACUCUCCCAGUGACUUGUGCACAUUCUGCUUUGAAGUUUUUGUGUUUGGAUGUGCCAUUUGACUGGUCUCCGUUUGUUUGUUGUCGUUGUUGUUGUCGUCGUUGUUGUUGUUGUUGCUGUGCCUUUGUGACCGCUGGUUGUUGCGUUGUCCAAAACCUAACACAAACCAUUUUCCCCUUCCCC
Capsaspora owczarzaki ATCC 30864 is the source of this 1776-nucleotide messenger RNA. RefSeq names its product cAMP-dependent protein kinase. Gene Ontology annotation, molecular function: cAMP-dependent protein kinase activity; ATP binding. The record is from RefSeq and is a predicted model, not a curated record. The transcript has 5 exons. Gene Ontology annotation, biological process: peptidyl-serine phosphorylation. Bases 230 to 1339 code for a protein of 369 amino acids. Lineage: Eukaryota; Filasterea; Ministeriida; Capsasporidae. Gene Ontology annotation, cellular component: cAMP-dependent protein kinase complex; nucleus.